AUGACAAAAGCGAUUCACCAAUUUCAGCUUAUCCAACCGAAAAUGCAAAAUUUGAGUAAAAAGGCGUUUCAAGUUUCUCAAAUACUCAAACAGUUAGACGAAUCUCUUACUGAUUUUAUUUUAUCUGUUACGGACAUUGCUGAUAAUUACAGUCCAAACAACAAUACAACUUCUCUUCAAAAUUUAGUUCGACUCAUUUUCACAGUGGAGUCCGCACAGAAACCUUCCUUUCAAAAACUUAGUGAAUCAUACGGAAAGCUUUCAUUUUCAUUGGUGGAUCAAUUUAACUGGGAGGAGACUGUAAGCACUGUCAACGCAAUUAAAGAACAACAGCUCCUUGAAAUUAAUAACAUUCACGUGUACAGAAGUCUUACACAGUUUGUUGCUGAAUUAAGAGAGUGGGAUCCUACUCCUCCCAUUUUCAUAACUGAACCAAAUAUUGUAAAAUCGUUUGUAUAUACGGCAGACAGAUUGGUAAAAGAAAGGAAAAAAGACCUUGAUUUGGAAUUUAAGAAGACACUUCACCAAGCCGUAUUGGAUGAUGGUCGACCUCCAACGAUGGUACCUUCGUAUAUAGAAAGAGUGAUGUAUCAAUUAUAUUAUGACACGAAAGAUAUGGAAGGAGCAUUUAGAGUCUGUUCUGGGAAGACUGAAAUGGAUGAAUAUGUGAAGUACUUAAAUGUGAUUGACAUCCGAAGACUGGGGAGUGGAUUACUGUCUGGUAUUAUCAAGAAAUUUGUGAGAGAAAGUACAACCCCUAUUUGGCCCGAAGUUAUUUAUGACCAACUUUUAGACAUCACAAAACAAUUUUCCAAUAACGUUCCUUUAUGGAAAAUGCGUUUUAGGAAUUUAUAUAAUGGGGUCCAACCCGAGAACAAAGCGUUCAUUGAGAAAUUCAUUUCUUUAUUGUUACGAGUUAUUAACAACAAAACAUCGAAAAUGGAUUACUCGGGGAUGUCGACAUGUGUAGCAGUUGGAUUAAUAAGAAGAAGUGAAUGUGAUUAUACUGUGAGUAUUCAAAACAUCGAAGAAUUUGCAGAGAAGCAGCGCCUGUCUAUAUUAGCGUUUAAAAUAAUGUUAGAGCAUGCGAAUGAUCUCUUUACUGUUUGUAUUACAAUUUGA
Entamoeba invadens IP1 is the source of this 1122-nucleotide messenger RNA. RefSeq lists its product as hypothetical. The transcript has 3 exons. Gene Ontology annotation, cellular component: cytoplasm. Gene Ontology annotation, biological process: small GTPase-mediated signal transduction. Gene Ontology annotation, molecular function: GTPase activator activity. Lineage: Eukaryota; Evosea; Mastigamoebida; Endamoebidae. The coding region runs from base 1 to 1122 and encodes 373 amino acids. The record is from RefSeq and is a predicted model, not a curated record.